Mucor velutinosus is the source of this 2205-nucleotide messenger RNA. RefSeq lists its product as uncharacterized. NCBI's taxonomy places the organism in Eukaryota, Fungi, Mucoromycota, Mucoromycetes, Mucorales, Mucoraceae. Gene Ontology annotation, biological process: positive regulation of GTPase activity; Ras protein signal transduction. The transcript has 8 exons. Gene Ontology annotation, cellular component: plasma membrane. Bases 1 to 2205 code for a protein of 734 amino acids. Gene Ontology annotation, molecular function: guanyl-nucleotide exchange factor activity. The record is from RefSeq and is a predicted model, not a curated record.
AUGCAAAAUGUUUACAAAUCACUCUUGAAGCUAAAUUACCCUUUGCUAAACCAGAAAGAGGAGAUGCUCGAGGAGGAGGAGAUCAAAACCAGCGCCUGUCUGAAUGACUCCCCAGGCUUUGUGUAUGCCCCUACGACUGCCACAGCGUCUGAGGCAGUGGAAACAAUAGAAGCUGGUACAACAUCGGCCAGUGAAGCCGAUCCCGAUAAAGAACUUGCUCGACACAAUCACAUUGCAUCCACUUUUUCUUCCUCUCAGCAUAUGGUCAACAAGAGGGCAACCAACACAUCUUACCAUGCCUAUCUUGGCAACAGGCGUGGAUCAAAAGACAGCAGUGAGUCUUUUGGUAUUGGCUUGACAUCUGAGGAUGUUGUGGACCGACUGUUGUCGAUAGAAUACAACAAGACAGACGAAAACAUCAUACCUAUAUUCUUGACAUUUUUCAGAAAGUUCAUGAAGCCAUAUGAACUGGUCAAAAUGCUAGUCGAUAGAUUCGAGAAUGAUGGUCUCGCUUCAGAUGCGUCUUCACCGACUGAUUUACAAAAGAGAAUUCAUAGCAUCUUUUCGUUGUGGUUAUCACAUUAUUGGAAUGAUUUCUAUGGCCCUCACGCAAGGAAGCACAUUAUUCUCUUUUUAGAUCGCAUAUCAAAGUACGAAUACCUGACCCCCAUCUGCGAUUCUUUAGCGCCUCUGGUUGUGCGUGAACCACCAUCUUAUGACCCAGACAAGAGUUGGGGCCUCAUUGACGAUGAAGAUGACAAUAAUUUUGAUUCUCUGGAUGAUAGUAGAUUGUCUUGGCCAGCAACACAUGUUGCAACUAAACGAAGAAACGAGAAAAAGGAUAGCGCGUAUGCAUCUGGCACAUUUAGUGUUUCUAGCUAUAUUCAUCACCAUCCACCCACUUCACCCUCUCCACUAUCAUCACCAACCACAAAUGAGCAAUUCUUAUUGAAACGACUCUCAGGCGCCAACAACAGUAACUACCCCUCUAGAAACAGCCAUCAACAGCCAUCUUCUACAGCAACUGAUGCACCCUUGAUUUCGCCAAACUUAAACAGGCUGCUCCGUAGCUCAAGUCAUCGGAAAGUUGUUACACAUUCAGAGUCUCAUCCCAAUCUCAGAUCAUCGUAUGCCACAGCCGGCAGCAACAAAGGUCCCUUGUCGGCGUCAAAUAGUAAGAGUAGUUGCGAGUUACCCAGACGAGCCGAGUUUGCAGGUGGUUUGAUAAACAUUGACAAUGUUGCGAAACCCAAAAAUCCCUAUACGCCAUCUUUCAAAAUCACUACGUCUAUUGCUUCUACUAGAACCGUUGGCGGCUGGACUUCUUCGUUAGGAACACAAUUAUUAGCAUCUAGCUUCAUCAGUUCGUUCAGACAGCACCGAUCAGAUAAAGACCAAUCGAGCUAUAACUAUAAGGUUUUCAUGAAAGCAACGGAUGUAACUAUAGCGGAUCAACUUACUUGGAUUGAAGCGGAACUAUUUUCUCGCAUCAAGCCACGAGAGUUUAUCCGCAACAUCUGGAGCUCCUCGAUUAGUAACGAUAGCUCUUCCUUUAUGGAGUCUUCUAGCAACAAUGCAGUUACCGCAUCUAUUGCACAUUUUAACUUUAUAUCGGCUUGGGUGGUAACGAUGAUCAUAACUCAGACUAGGUUAAACAAGCGGGUGUCAGUACUGGAGAAGUUCAUGUCCAUUGCAGUUGCAUUGCGAAACCACAACAACUACAACUCUCUGAUGGCUAUUUUAGCUGGUAUCAACAGCGCUUCGGUUCUUAGACUGAAGCAAACACGUCAAGCUGUGUGUACAAAGAAAGUUUUCAAGCAGUUUCAAAGUCUCGAACGCCUCAUGAGUACAGACAGAUCAUUUAGUUCCUAUCGCAUGGCACUGAAGGCAACUGGCGCUCCCGGAAUACCAUAUCUGGGAAUCCAUAAUCAGGAUUUAGUGUCACUUGCUGAAGCAAACAAAGAUUUCCGUGCCGAUGGUACUAUUCAUUGGGAGAAGUUUAGAUUAAUGGGUGAAACAAUUAUGGCAACGAUGAGGUUUAAAUAUCCUGGCUACUCCAUUGAGCCUGAUACCCAAAUAUUGACAUUCAUUGCUGACAGCUAUAUUCUAUCAGAGGAUGAACAAUACAAACGAUCUAUUCUAAUAGAACCGAGGUUAGCUUCAUCUAGCACAAACAGAAUUAGAGACUUGUGGUUAAGAAUGUAA